Messenger RNA from Penicillium nucicola, 1899 nucleotides. Its product is annotated as acetolactate synthase mitochondrial. Gene Ontology annotation, molecular function: flavin adenine dinucleotide binding; thiamine pyrophosphate binding; magnesium ion binding. The coding region runs from base 1 to 1899 and encodes 632 amino acids. Gene Ontology annotation, cellular component: mitochondrion; acetolactate synthase complex. The record is from RefSeq and is a predicted model, not a curated record. NCBI's taxonomy places the organism in Eukaryota, Fungi, Ascomycota, Eurotiomycetes, Eurotiales, Aspergillaceae. The transcript is spliced from 3 exons. Gene Ontology annotation, biological process: L-valine biosynthetic process.
AUGGGGCUGGGCUCCGACGGAAUGUUCAGUUUGGUGCCAGGUCUGCAUUCGCAUCACAAAUCGGCACAAAAAGACCGACCGAUCUUGAUGACUCGUGGGUUUUAUAUUCUCUCUUUACCGUCGCAUGCUUAUUCGGAAAAUAGCUUUCUGGGUCUGAACGGAGGCGAGGUAUUCAAACGCAUGAUGAUUAAACAUGAUGUGAAACAAAUCUUCGGUUACCCUGGCGGCGCAAUCCUCCCUGUAUUUGACGCGAUUCACGAGUGCAAAGAAUUCAAUUUCACCUUGCCCCGGCAUGAGCAAGGUGCAGGGCACAUGGCUCAAGGGUAUGCGCGAGUUUCUGGAAAACCGGGAGUCGUUUUGGUGACAUCUGGACCUGGUGCUACGAAUCUGAUCACACCGAUGAUGGAUGCUUUGGCAGAUGGAACCCCUAUGGUUGUGUUUUGCGGACAAGUCGCCACGAGUUCUAUUGGGCUUGAUGGCUUUCAGGAAGCGGAUGUUCUCGGGAUGUCAAUGCCAUGUACGAAAUGGAAUGUUGCUGUGAGAGACAUCGCUGAACUGCCUCGUCGCAUCAAUCAAGCGUUUGAGAUAGCAGCUAGCGGUCGUCCAGGACCUGUGCUGGUCGAGCUUCCAAUAGACAUCACUGCGGGUAUCUUGCGACAACAGAUUCCGCGAUCAGAUAUUGUCCGACAAGCUUUGGACGGAAACCACGCAAGCCACAAAGAGUCAAUAUCCACCAUCAAACGAGCGGCUGACUUGAUCAAUAUUUCAAAGCGGCCAGUAUUAUACGUUGGACAAGGAAUCCUGGCUGGUCCAAGGGGACCAAACCUUUUGAGAGAGCUUGCCGAAAGGUCAGACAUUCCGGUAGCAACUAGUCUUCAAGGUCUCGGCGCAUUUGACGAGGAAGAUCCUAAAGCCUUGCAUAUGCUAGGAUUGCAUGGGUCUGGAUAUGCCAACAAGGCCAUUCAAGAAGCCGACUUGAUCAUCGCUUUGGGAGCUCGCUUCGAUGACCGUGUGACUGGCCACAUUCCUAAGUUUGCACCGAAAGCCAAGCGGGCUGCCGAAAAAAAAUGUGGCGGAAUUAUUCACUUUGAUAUCAGUCCCAAAAACAUCAAUAAGGUUGUGGAAGCAACGGAAGCCGUGGUGGGGGAUUGUGCAGACAACCUUGAACUGAUGAUGCCUUUGAUUGAAGAGACAAACCGCCCGGAAUGGGCUGACCAGAUCGCCCAGUGGAAGACUUUUUACGCAUUUUCGAAAUAUCCGAAAGGUAAGCCUGGCGGCUUAGUCCAGCCGCAAGCUUUUAUCGAACGCCUGAGCCAGUUCGUUAGUCCGGUGAAAGACCGUACUAUCAUCACAACUGGGGUGGGCCAACAUCAAAUGUGGACUGCACAGCAUUUCCGAUGGCAACAUCCACGAACAAUGAUUACCUCAGGGGGACUUGGAACGAUGGGCUAUGGGCUUCCAGCCGCCAUUGGUGCCAAGUUAGCGCGGCCAGAUGCGCUCGUAAUCGAUAUCGAUGGUGACGCCUCAUUUAACAUGACCCUGAAUGAGCUGUUGACAGCAAGUCAAUUUGAUAUCGGUGUGAAAACAAUCGUGCUCAAUAAUGAGGAGCAGGGUAUGGUGACACACCUUCAGUCUGUUUAUUUCAACGACCGCUUUUGUCACAGUCAUCACCGCAACCCAGACUUUGUCGAGGCAGCUCGAGCUAUGGGUGUGCAGGCCGAGCGCUGUUCCAACACGACCGAGGUAGACGAAAAGUUAAAGUGGUUGUUGGAAAGCUCUGGACCGGCACUUUUGGAGGUGAUGAUCACUCAAAAGUCUCUGUCUCUUCCCAUGGUUCCCGCCGGUCGUGCGCUUGAUGAGUUUAUGUUCUACGAGCAAGAAAGCUCAUCAAAUCUAUAG